Messenger RNA from Lathyrus oleraceus (garden pea), 559 nucleotides. RefSeq lists its product as uncharacterized. Lineage: Eukaryota; Viridiplantae; Streptophyta; Magnoliopsida; Fabales; Fabaceae. The transcript has 2 exons. The coding region runs from base 45 to 536 and encodes 163 amino acids. The record is from RefSeq and is a predicted model, not a curated record.
AGCUGGUUUUCGCUUGUUUUCGAACUCAAAGCAAUAUUAAAAGAAUGAUAACCGAAGGAACUUCACCUGCAAAUACAACUACAUCAGUUUCAACAAGCUUGAACGAGGUUGGAAAAUUAUUUGGACAAUUAUUUGGGCUAUUGUUAGCAAUAAUCGGAUUUGCAUCUGUGAAUAAAAGCAAGGAAAAUUCUCUACAAAUUAUGGCUUUGGCUUUUAUGGUUACUCUUUUCUAUAUGGUUUUGUUGCUUGUCACAGUGUUGCAACUUCACGUUCCAUUUAUGAUUGUUAUUCUCUUUUUUGGAAUAGUUGUUUCACUUUUAGCUUUGAUGAUUAUUUCGGUUACGGUUGGUUUGGUUUAUUUGGGCCUAUGGAUCUUCAUCUUUCUUUUGGUGGUGUGCUUUAAAUAUCGAAAAGUUUUCUAUGAAAUGAUUCCCAAAAGAAUAAAGAAUUUAUUUGAAAGGUCACGUGGUAAAGGGAAUGUUGAGAUUUCAUGUCACAAUUUGGAGUUAUCUGGAGUUGAGUCACUUCCAGUAUAAAAAGAAAUGGAUUGUAUUUGUAU